AUGCUUCUCUCUUCUUCUUCCCUACCUUCUAAGCAGGACUCAUGGCCUGUGCUUCCCCAUUUAAACAGGUUGACCAGCAUAGCAAGGAGAAACAAGUUACAGGUUUCCCUAGCUCAGAUCAAGAAACAGCAGACACAACAUGUUUUGAUUCUGAACUCACUAAGUGGAGAAGUAAGCACCACCACAAGUACAGGAAAACUCCGGGUGGCAUACCAAGGUGUUCCUGGGGCAUACAGCGAGUUUGCAGCUAAAACUGCUUGGCCUGAUUGCAUCACUGUCCCUUGCAGGGUUCUCACUGAUGCCAUAACAGCUGUUGAGACCGGCCGAGCAGACGGAGCUGUUCUUCCGGCCGAGAGCACCAAGGAAGGGACUGCUCUUCAGAACUAUGGUCUCUUGUUACGCCAUGAUGUGUCCAUAGUGCAAGAAUUGAACCUUUUUGUCCAUUAUUGCCUGCUGGCAAUACCUGGUGUGAAGAAAGGAGAGCUUAAGAGGGUGAUCAGCCACCCCAUGGCACUAGCUCAGUGUAAUAGGACCUUGGCACGGCUUGGACUUGACUGUGAGUCUGUAGAGGACACAGCUGGUGCAGUUAAGCUUCUCCUCUCUCACAAGAUGCUUGACACAGCUGCCAUUGCCAGCUCACGAGCAGCGUCACUUUAUGGCCUCAACAUCCUUGCUCAUGGAUUGCAGGAUGAAUCAUGGAAUGUAACCCGGUUCCUAAUUCUGUCCAGAGUCCCCAGAAUUMUGUGGGAGAACAGAUUUAGAAUUAAAACCAGCAUGGUUGUUGCCCACCACAAUGAGACUCUAACUCUGCUUCUUAAGGUUCUUUCUGCUUUCUCUUCACGCAAUAUCAAUCUCACCAAGCUGGAAGUGAAUAAUCCCUCCAAGGAUGAUGGGCUUGUCAUGAUGUUGGAUGUUCAAGGAGGAUUCUAUAAGGAAUUCCCCUGUGUUCUUUAUGUUGAUUUUGAAGGAUCAAUGGCUGAUCAGAAGGUGAAAGAUGCCAUAGCUGAAAUCUCCAAGUCACCUGUUUUCAUUAGGAUAUUGGGUUGCUAUGCUGCUGAUCCUAAUAUCUAUGGUCUUCAGUAA
This is a messenger RNA of Nelumbo nucifera (sacred lotus), 1083 nucleotides long. Lineage: Eukaryota; Viridiplantae; Streptophyta; Magnoliopsida; Proteales; Nelumbonaceae. The record is from RefSeq and is a predicted model, not a curated record.